Solea senegalensis (Senegalese sole) is the source of this 4418-nucleotide messenger RNA. It is a transcript of the gene umodl1, whose product is annotated as uromodulin-like 1. Gene Ontology annotation, cellular component: cell surface; extracellular region. Gene Ontology annotation, molecular function: calcium ion binding; peptidase inhibitor activity; protein binding. The record is from RefSeq and is a predicted model, not a curated record. The coding region runs from base 71 to 3829 and encodes 1252 amino acids. Lineage: Eukaryota; Metazoa; Chordata; Actinopteri; Pleuronectiformes; Soleidae. The transcript is spliced from 20 exons.
CAUCUCAAAGAGAAACAUGCACACACAAUGCAGCUAUUACAUCUAAAAUAGAGAUUCUGAUUUGUGAAAUAUGAGUUGGAUGCUCUCCAUCUGGACAGCUGCGGCUCUGCUGGCUCUCUGUGGGGGACAAGGAUAUAGUCUGUGUGCAUCUGGCUACCAUCUAUGUCUUCACAACGAGACAAAGUCGGUGAGUUUUCUGGUGAUGCAAAUGGUCUCCUACACCGAGGCAAAGCCUUGUGGCGGCUGGCUCCCCUGGAAGACAUGUACAGUCACAUUGUACAAGAUGAUCCCUAAGACUGAGAACAAGACCGUGGUGAUGCAGGUUGCCAAGUGCUGCGAUGGCUACGUACAAGUCGGUCGUUACUGUGCCCUGCCUGUAAACAGGAGUGGGGAAUUCACUGCCAAACCAGGAACCUGUCCAACUGCAGAUGGACUUUAUCCUGGAUCUGAGGACUGUGAGUGGGACAUGGACUGCCCAGGCUGGCAAAAAUGCUGUCAGAAACUGCAUCGCUCUCGCUGUACUCAUCCUGAAAGCUCAGCAAAUGAUUCUUACAUUGGAGGAUACCGUCUGAAUGUAACAGUGACAGUGAAGGUAGAUUACCAGGAGCUGAUGUCGAAGGAUAAUGGACUUCUUAAUCACACACGGCUACUGCAAGCCAUGGUGACUGGAGCACUGCAGACGGAUGACAUUUCAGUUUAUUACCUCAGCUCGUGGCCCGUGCACCCGUACAGAACCGCAACCUCCCUGCUGAUUGGCCGCAACUCCACUCUGUCACUGUCCGACGUCUCAUCAAAGCUGCAUCUCCUUCUUAAACACAUACCAGAAGUGUCAACUGUAACUGUGGAAGAUGUAGACGAGUGUGUGGAGUCUGCUUUCCCCCAGUGCUCCCCUCAGGCUGACUGUAACAACACAGUGGGUUCCUACCAGUGUAUCUGUCGCCAGGGAUACAGCGAUGUUGAUCCUAGCAACCCCGGAGCCUAUUGUACAACAGGAGAUGAGUUGUGGACCGACACAGAGACCCCGGUGACUGACGCUCCAUCAGGGAACACAGACUAUACCCCAGCCUCUGACGACUCCUCUGAGUUCAGCAUGACUACAGUGCAGAAUUACCCAAGCUCCGUCUCUUAUGAUUCAUCUCAUGCUCCACUGUGGACGAGCACUGCACCUUAUACCAGCAUGGAGUCACCUCUGCCGACAACCACAUGCUCUCCUCCCAACAUCACCUCUUUGAUGUCGUCUAACGUCACUGGAACCUCUUUCGAUGUGUACUGGUCCGGCCAGUCUCAGACCAACCAGACCUACCUAGUCGUUCUAAGCAAGGGUUCGGUGGUGACCAAUUCUUGGGAAACCGAUGAGACCGUGAAGGCGUUGAGGGGACUGGAACCUGGAGUCCUCUACAAUGUCACAGUCACGCCUCAUGCCUGCGGGAGCCAAGGAAUGGCCCUAGCUAUUUUGGUCAAGACAGAUUGUCAGACUCUUGACGCCACAGCUCGACUCACCAAUGUCGAGUUCACUCCUGAGCUGCAAAACACCAGCAGCGAGGCCUACAUCAACCUCACUACAAGUAUUGAAGAGGAGAUCUACGAGUCUCUGUCGCCAGAGAUGAAGGCCAUGGUGGAUUCAGGCCUGGUGAGAAUCGAGAUCACAAACUUCUCACGGGGCAGUGUGGUGGUCAACUUCAAGUUCGUCUUCAGCCCCAGUCAAAGCCACAACAUCAGCAAUGUGUCCAUUGCUCUGCUAAACUCCCUGAUGAACAGCUCCAAAUACACUGUGGAUGAAAACAACACAAGCAUUAACGAUUCUGAUGAAUGUACAUCAGGCAGUCACGACUGCUCCCAGUGGGCUAAUUGUACAAACACCUGGGGUUCUUACACGUGUGUCUGCAAGACUGGAUAUACAGACAACAACCCAGACCGGCCUGGACGAGUGUGUACAUCCAUUACAACCCCGGAGACAAUAACACCAUCAGUGACACCCACAAUAUCUUCUACAGUUAGUACACUUAUCUCUCUAAUGACACAAUCAACCAGUGACCCAGUUUUAACCCCGACAACAACCACCACUAAUCCCCCAACAACUACCACUGCAAACACUGACACGACUAUCAUUACUGCCCCAAUAACCACCACUGCUGCUCCAGUAACAGCCACUACCAUUACUAUUCCCCAAGUUAUCACCACCGCCACCCCAAUACCCACUACUACUGACAGAACAAUCACGACUAACCCUAUAACCACCACGACUGCUUCAUUAACUACCACUGCCGCCCCAGUAACAAUCACCACCACCCCAAUAACCACCACUACCAUCAAUGCUGCCCCAGUUACCGUCACCACCAUCCCAAUAACCACCACUGCCAUCAAUACUGCCCCAGUUACCAUCACCACCACCCCAAUAACCACCACAACCGUCAAUACUGUGCCAGUUACCGUCACCACCACCCCAAUAACCACCACUACCGUCAAUACUGCCCCAGUUACCGUCACCACCACCCCAAUAACCACCACUACCGUCAAUACUGCCCCAGUUACCGUCACCACCACCCCAAUAACUGCCACUACUGUUCCAAUAACCACUUCUACAGCCCCUGUAACUACCACCGCUACCCCCGUUAGCACCACUUCUGUGGCAGCAACCACCACAGCAGCCCCAGUAACCACAACCACAACCCCAAUAACCACCACGACCACCACAACCACCACUCUGUCCCUAACAACCACCUCUGCCCCCCCAAUACUGACCAGUACUGCAAUGACAUCCAUUACUUCUUCUCCAUCCACCAACAUCACUACCAUAACCAAUGUCCGGAGAACCACCUCAAUGUCGGGGGACAUCUCAGUGCGCUGCAGGGUCGCUGAUAUCACUGUGACAGUUGCCAGAGAUUUUCUUCAGGACCACAAAGUCAGGGAAAGUGACUUAUAUUUGGGCUUGCCGCAAUGUGGUGUCAAUGGCGGCAAUGCCACCCAUGCGCAGCUGACCGUGGCCUGGGACGAGUGUGACACCAGGCUUGUGCAAAAUGAAACCUGCUAUACAGCAUAUGUAACCCUGUUCAACACCAUGGCAAACGACAGGGAGGAGGCACCCACAGUUCAGCUGGAGUUGCCCGUCAUGUGCACCUACCCGAAAGGCAUGGUCAUCUCUGCUGACUUCGGCUCCACUGGAUAUGACAUGAUCAAAGAUGUCAUCGUGGGCUUGGGGUCAUUCCAAGUGAGGGUGCAGCUGAUGAAUGGUACGGCGCCUCUACCGAACAACUACAGCUUGUCCGCGGAGGAGCAGGUGGUGGUGGAGGUCAGCCUGAACACGUCCUCAGAGCAGAUUAAAGUGGUCAUCAACAAGUGCUGGGCCACUUCUACACCCAGUCCUGCAGAUCCUCAGGGAGUCCCCUUCCUGGAGAACGGUUGCCCUCUUAACUCAUUCACCAAAGUGUUGAGCAAUGGGAACUCCAGCACGUCCCGCGUGUCUGUGCAGAUUUUCUCCAUCGUCGACCUGAACGUGAUCUAUCUGCACUGUCAGGUCCACAUCUGUGUGCAGAUUGGAUCAGACACUUGUGUGCCUGACUGUCAGCAAAGAACGGCUCGAUCUUCAAAAACGGUCGGAUCAUCUGUUAGUACCACUGGACCUCUGUUCAAAUUAUUUCAACAACCCUUUGAGCAAGAAUAUGAGACUGCUCAUAUCAUUGGCUUCGCCUGUCUGGGAGUGGGUCUGUCCCUCUUCUUCAUCAUUGCUUUCGUCUGCCUCUUCUACUACCAGAGGAACCGCAUUGGACACUACAACUUCAAUGUCAAACCCAAGCAGGAGACCUUCACCUACCUUAACUUUAACACAUAGUGCAGCAGCAGCAUUUAAAAGAGAAGUCACACAAUUGGAAAAAUUACAGCAGUAAAUACAUUAUAGUACAGUUGCCACGAGGUGUCACUGCUGAGCCAUGCACACAGAAGUCCUAAUCAAAUCUUGCAAAUCUUUGCACUUUAUGAAUUAACUAAAGAUUAAAUACAAAUUAUUUUUACAUUUUAUCACCCUGAUGUACAUAUAUGUCCAAGAUUUUAAAAACUAUAAUUAAAUUUUAAACCACAAUGUCAAAUAAGUACAGAUAUAUGACUACAGAUAUAUUUAGGAAUAUGUUCAAAUGUGUAUUUUUUUUUCCUAUGAUGAGUUUUGAAUGUUUUCAUCAUGAAUGUUUAGACAUUUCAAAGAAUAUAAUGGAUAAUGGAGGGUUUUCUGAACUACAUUUAGAAUAUGAACGUGUAUAAAUGGUGAUAUUCAUGCAAUACAACCGCCACAAAGUUACAAUACUGUUCAUUUCCUUUUAGCUGCUAUUUCAAACCAUUUCACAUCUUUACAUAAUUACUCUGUUUUCACUUUUGCACACUUUUGCUGUACUUGUGUUGCGACAAUAAACAUGCUAUGUGUGAAUGCA